AUGUCUUUCCGAGGUGAGCGUUUUGUCCUAGACCUGGAGGACGAGGUCAAUCCUCCAGAGAACCCAGUCCCUUCUCCUUUCUCUCUCAUUGGAGAGAUUCAGGAGCGAGACCCGGCCCCAGCUGCACCGCCAGCCCCUACGCCCACCGCUUCUUCCACUGGUUUCCCCGCCCACCGACGACGCAACAAGCCUUCCUCCUUCAAGCAACGACGAGCAGAGCAGGCAGCUCAGGCAGCUGAGCCGGCUCAGCUAAAUGACGCUCCAACGCCAACCGCCCCAGAUGAAAAGUCCUCGAUCGCGGCGGAGAACAGCAGGCACCUGGCAUCCAUGUCGGAAGCGCAGAUUCAGCGCGAGCGGGAAGAGCUGAUGGCCUCAAUAGACCCCGGUCUAUUAGAACGCUUUCUACGGCGGGCAAAAAUAGACGAAGAUGAUCAGUUCAGUCAGGGUUCACAGGAGCCAGCGGCAGAGCCAACAAAUCAAUCGGCACCAUCAAAAUCGAAGAAAGUCGUUUCCUUCGAUAUCCCGGCUCCUGCCGUGGAGCCAACGCCCAAUAUGAGGCCAGAACCUACCCCAAAACUGCAGAUGGCUCCUCCGAAGCCCCCAACCAACGAUGAUCUUCCUCCCUCUAAAAUCCCAGAAGAUCUUCGCCCGGCCUCUGAACGCCCAUCCCUAGACCCGGCUAUGAUUGAAACCUUCCAUUUCCCCCAGCCAAAGCAACCGAUGCCGACACUCGACCCCAACGACCCAAACUUUCUCGCAGACAUGCAAUCUCACUACUUUCCCGAAAUGGCUCACGACCCCUCUGGACUCUCGUGGCUCAAACCGCCUUCUGCCGACGAAGAGGAUCCAGACUCUACAUCUCCCUAUCACCCUGCCAGCAACGCCGCGUCUAUCGCUCCCUCUGGCAUUCGAUUCUCAUUGCGUGGAACCUUAAUCGCACCUAAUACCUCUCUCUCUCUCCCGACUACCCUUGGCCUCCAUCAUCACGGCGAGGAUCCGCACGCAGCGGGGUAUACCAUCCCGGAACUGGCGAUCUUAUCGCGCUCAACGUUCCCUGCUCAACGGUGUGUUGCAUGGCAGGUUAUAGGCCGGAUUCUUUUCCGUCUUGGUCGUUCAGAGUUCGGAGAUCGUGGUGGACAGCUAUCAGAGGGACUGUGGCAUGUGAUUGAGAAGGAAGGUGUUGUGGCAGGCAUGUUAGCUGAAGCGGAGGGUGCAUCUGGCCAGUUCCCAGGCAUGAAUUCCCGGACCAGCCAGGAUGGGCAGGAUAAGAAAAAUGAUCAGGGCGAGGCAACUAUGCCGCUUGCAUCGGGGAUUGGCCGCCAUGCCAGCGCUGCCGCGUGGGCCGUUGAAGGUGUAUGGUUGUGGCAGAAGGGCGGUGGUGGUGACCGUGGAUUGCUGAAGGAGGGCCAGAUCCGAUCUCAGUAA
This is a messenger RNA of Penicillium longicatenatum, 1425 nucleotides long. Its product is annotated as RPAP1 family protein. Gene Ontology annotation, cellular component: nucleus. Lineage: Eukaryota; Fungi; Ascomycota; Eurotiomycetes; Eurotiales; Aspergillaceae. The coding region runs from base 1 to 1425 and encodes 474 amino acids. The record is from RefSeq and is a predicted model, not a curated record. The transcript has a single exon. Gene Ontology annotation, biological process: transcription by RNA polymerase II.